GUGCCGGGACUGUACGCACAUUUUCUAAACAAUAGCGUAGGAGUGAGCACGUUGCCGCACAGGAGGGCUUGGCGCGCGAAAGACCCGCUUCUGCAAUUCGACCAUCGAAAGUGACCCGUGUCCGCGUGCGUGUGUGUGUGUGUGGGGUGUCGGACGCGUGUAUUAGAAUUGAUAACGAUUUGAGGAAGUGAUUGAAAGGAUACAAUUUAUCGGUUUUGGUAUGGAAAUACAGUGCGUGAAAGUGUGAAACAAGAAGAAGGGUUGCGUGUGUGUGUGUUUUGGUGGAAGUAAUUCACCCGCAAAACAGAUAGCAGCGGGGCAACAGUUGGUUGUGGCUGCCGCCGCAUCCUUGUGCUACUACCUAGGUGAGCUGUUUCUCUGUGUGUACUGUACUGGUGUGAAGUAACCCUGGCCAGAGGAUGUAGUGUGCGCUGCCGUGUAUUCUUUACACACACACUACACACUAUUGCGUGGCGUUUCUAUCGGAGUGCAAUGCAAACAAGCUGUUGUGUUGCUGGUGUGUGGUGGUAGGGCGCGCGCUUUCUAAACGCACCGAGUGCCGAAAUCGAAAACAAACCGCGGUUCCGCACGUGUAUGUAUGUGUUUGUGUGUGUAGAUGGUGCGAAUUUUCGGAAAUCGGAGACAACACACAGUGAUAGCGGGAAAGUGUAAGUGAACCGAAUUGCUAUUGGUAUGCGUUAUCUAAGGUUUAUCUAAGUAGCCGCCGUGAGCUUACCUUGCCGCGUGUGUGACAACCGACGAUCAUCCGACGAGUGUGUGUGUCUGUCCCCGCGAGUACUUAUCCUACGCGCUCUGUGGGGGUGUGUAUUGUGCUGUGUGGUGAUUGCCGCGCGUGUGUGACACACUGUGUAACCUCCGUAGAGCCAGUGCGCCCUUUUGCUAAGGCGCCAGUCCAACGCUGCUUGACCGUGUCGUCUCACUGCUUCAAUCAGCGCGUUUGCUGCAGGUCCACCUGGGCAGGGUCACCACCAGUCGCGUAGGGCUUGUUUGUGUGUCCACGACCACGGCGACCUCGGGCAAAAGUGACUGUGCUACCUCUAGAGGACUUAAAGCAUAGAAGGCUUUAGCUCUGGCCACUUGGAAAGGAUGCAAACUUCCGGCUGGUACCAAAUUACACCCAGGCGAAGGUUUCGAUCUAUGCCUCUGGUUUGAUUGGAGAGUAGAGUAAAAUUUUGGAAAACUGCCAUCAUCGUCAUCUUCGAUGUGUGUGUCCUUCGCCGGCGCUGAUUGAUGGACAAAUAGGUGGUAACGUUUCGGUGCGGCGCAGGUUUUUUUUUCAGGCUGGCGUAACGCAAUACGCAACUGCGCCAACCGUUGUGACGACUCGACGGGCCCCAGUGGCAUUGCCAGUGGAGGUGAAAUGAAAGUGCAGUGCAACAAUAAUUAAUGCACAACCACAAGACAAGAGACGAAUGUGAAACGGAUGCGCGCAUCGUGCGGGUGAGGUGUACUGCGGUACUUGGCAGUGGAAAAGUCGAACCAAAACGUGACGCGAGUACGCCAACUUCGUCGAGCCGUAGCCGUAGUGGGUGGCGGUUCAAGACGCGUGUUGGAAUGUAAUUGUAACGAGGUGAAAAAAGAAACAUCCAGACGUCGAUCGUUCUGUGUCCCACUGUGGCCGAUCUUGUUAACCCCACGCGAGUGAGAUUGUGUGAGUGUGCCAGAGCAGGGGUUUCGAAAAAUUGCAAAGAAAAGUAUCGGAAAAUCGGUUCGAACCGGGGGUAGGGGGAGGUGGCGUUAAGUGUGGGGAAAAUUACUCCAAAAUUGGUUUGUUGGUGUGCAAUAGUGUACUGCGCUGUCUGUUUCUGUGGGUGUGUAGCCGUGAAAUUGGCCGAUAGGGGGAGAAGGUGCUGCGCGACCCAAAACCGUAUUACUAAUUUCAAUUGCUCUUCUUCUUCCCAGACCGUGUACGUGUUUCUAAAUGUAUGUGUGCGUGUAUGUGCCCCACAGCGAGGGGUAGGGAGCGAAAAAGUGUAGUGUGAAAUAUCCAACCCCUGGCUGUGUGUUUGUGUGUUAGUGUCCAGUCUGUGGAAAACGACUACGGUGUCCGUAGCUUCAUAAUCAUCCCAAUAUCUACCUGCCUCAGAUGAUUGAUUGAGGUGAUCACCGUGAAGAAGAGGAAGAAGAAGACGAAGAAGUUUCCACCUCACAUCUCUCACACGGGAGGGAAAGUCUUCACCAAGCUAAACCAAAUACAUACGUGAAAAUGUUGAAAAUACAAAUGCUCGAACAGAUCGUGACGAACGAGAACGUAAUCGACGAUGCUGAUGAUCAGCGGCACAGUGGCGGAGCUGGCCGGGGUGCCGGUGCGCUGUCACCUGGUGGGCCGUUAGCGGACGGCAGCUCCAGACCGGGUAGUGCCAAUCUUAGCCCGAUCGCAUCGAAAGGUUCUUCGACGUCGGGUGGCGCUGGAGCGGACGAUGAAACGCGCAGCCUUAAUCGGAGCUCACGCUUAUCACCACAAGGGCGUCAACAUAUGGGCGGGUGGACGACGGCAGCGGCAAACGCGAAACAGAAUGGACUGUCCGCGGGCACGACCGCACCGAGCAGCAAGAGCGCCACCACCAGCCCGGACCGGUUGCGCGGCGCAACGCACGAUCUGUUCGAGCUGCUCGAGCGCGUCCAGUGCUCGCGGCUGGACGAUCAGCGCUGCGUUCUACCGUCGUACUUCACACAGAACACACGCAGUGCCGAGGAGCGAAUCGCGAACCCGCACAGCACCAAUGAGUCGACCAACAACCUUAGCGUACAAAUUCCCCAGUCGAUGGGCGGUGGCGGCGGCAACACGCGAUCACUGCUGCGCCACUCGAACAGCAUGUCGUCGAAUCCGCACUCGAACUCGAACUCGACCCCAGCCUCGCCGCACCUGCUGUCCAACAGCUCGAGCGUCCACCUGCACCACGCCGGUGCUGGUGGGGGCGGUCUGCACCAUCACCAGCAGCAGCACCCCCAGUACCAGUCGCAAUCGUCCGUCAGCUCGCAGUCCUCCUCGAUCAUCUCGACCGUUCCGCCGGUGCAGCGGCUGCUCGAGGACGCGCUCAGCAAACCGGGACCGCAUCCGAUGAUCAUCGUACCGAACAGCGGUGGCUACUGGGUGGACGGCACGGACCAUGACGCAUCGUACGAGGUGCCGUCCCACACGACGUGGCGCGUCGGUAAGAUCGAGUCGGACGAUACGGCCAAGUGCUACCGGCGGUUCUUUAUCGCGCGCGAACACUCCAACCUGGUCGGGCACGACGACCAGCUUGGUCCGGUGCUGCUCUCGAUCAAGUCGGAAAACGUGGCCAACCAGGAGCACAUCCGGAUACUGUUGCGACUGCGCACCGGCACGAUGCACGAGCUGAUACCGGCCUCCUGUCUCGGUAGCAGCCCGUCCCCCAUCAAGAUGGCCCGGCUGCUGAACGAGCAGAUCAACGUGGACAGCUUCAUGCCGGUGCUGUGCCCGAAAGCGUCCGCGCUGAUCGCGAGCUACGACGAGCACGUGUUGGUGACGAACUUUAAGUUCGGCGUGCUGUACCAGCGCUUCGGCCAGACGGCGGAGGAGGAGCUGUUCUGCAACAGCGAGACGACGCCCGCGUUCGACGAGUUCCUGGACGUGCUGGGGCAGCGCAUACGGCUGCGCGACCACAAGGGCUACCGGGGCGGGCUGGACAUCCAGAACGGGCACACGGGCGAUACAGCCGUGUACGAUGUGUUUAAGGAGCGCGAAAUCAUGUUCCACGUGUCGACGCUGCUCCCGUACACCGAGGCCGAUCCGCAGCAGCUGCAGCGCAAGCGGCACAUUGGCAACGACAUCGUGGCGAUCGUGUUCCAGGAGGAAAACACGCCCUUCUCGCCGGCCAUGAUUGCGAGCCACUUUCUGCACGCGUUCAUCGUGGUGCAGCCGAUCGAGCCGAACACGCCGAACUGCCGGUACAAGAUCUCGGUGACGGCGCGCGACGAUGUGCCGUUCUUUGGGCCGACCCUGCCGCAACCGUCCGUGUUUAAGCGCGGCCCCGAGCUGAAGGAAUUCCUGCUGACGAAGCUGAUCAAUGCGGAAAAUGCGUGCUACAAGGCGGACAAGUUUGCGCAGCUGGAGCUGCGCACGCGCUCCUCGCUGCUGCAGAAUCUCGUCGACGAGCUGAAGGAGAAGACGCGCGAUUUUCUCGGCAUGGAUGUGGGGGGUGGGGCGGCCGGGGUGCCUACCUCGCCGACGCCCGAGACGCCCAAGUCGGAGGGGGGUUUUACCGGGUCGCGGUUUAUCGACACGGUGAAGAAGGCGCUGAACGCACGGUUACGGUCACAGAAUUCGGACCCAACGAACAAUGGCAGCGGUGGGGCAGGGAGUGUGGAUACGGCGACGGGUGGUGGUGGGGCCAAGCAUCACAACUCGAUGAAGAAGUCCAAGGAUGGGACGAGCCUGGUGUCGGACAUGCCGUGUGGACCAGGCGGAGCUGUUAAUAUUGGACGAUCGCUGUCGAAGAGCAGUACGACUGGGUCGCGCAAAUCACCGAACGAUUCGGUUGCCUCCUCGCCGGACAUUACGUCCCGCUGUUCGCUUAAUCCAACUCUCACCAACAACAACAACAAUAGUAAUGCACCCAACAACAACAACACGAUCGGAAAGAAUCACCCGAAUGGCAGCGCGAAUGGUAAUGGAGCCGGUGGCAAUGCUGCGGCCGGUGGCGCCAACAACAACAAUGGCCCAGUGGCCAUGUCCGAAACCAGUGACGAUUCAAGCUUGAACAGUGUCGAUCUCGAUCCGAUGGAUGCUGGCGCUACGUACAUCGACAGUGACACGGGGCUGGAGUCGAUGUCGUCGGCGGACGCAACGACCAAGGCUUGCUCGCUCUGCCUGGACGGUACGGGCUCGACGAACGGUGGCGGUAGUGUGGUGAGCGUUAGCAUCAGCGGCGCGAGCGUUACGAUCGAUGGGGGCAAUGCGCGCGAACUGCGCAACAGUGGCGGUAGUGCGAGCUCGGGCACGGGAUCCACUGCUAGUGCAGGGCAGAUGGGGUGCGGUAGUGUGGUGGGCCAGGGGGCCGCAUCGGUGACGCAGGAAACGCUGCAGCAGGUCGAAGGGAUGCGGCAGGAGAUAACGCGCCUGAAAUGUGAUAAACUGGAUCUCCUUCGGCAGAAUGUGACCUGCCAACGUGACAUCAAGCGUCUACGUGAACGUGAACUAUCGCUACAGGGUGACCUGGCCGCCGCCGGCAAAGAGAUCCUUCGGUUGCGCGACCUGCUCAAGGAGUGCCUACCGACUGCCGUGGCCGAUCCGAUCUAAAGGCUCCACAUAACAGAAAACAGACACACAUACACACAUCGACAUGCCACAGGAAGCAGGAUCUUCUACUGGACGAGUUGUUUGUUUUUGUAUCGCCUUUGCUUUUGUGUACAGUACACCACUUCCCUUCUGUUUUCUGUUCGUUAUUUUUCCCUUUGUGUUAAAAACAAAAAAAAACUACCCUAAAGUAUCCUUUGUGUACAGGUACAGGGUGAUCGCGACUACACGUUGACCCGUGUAUAGAAAGUGUGUGUGUGUGCGCGUGAAAACUGAAAGUUUAAGAAGGAAUUGAAUGUUGGCGGAGGAGUUCGAAAAAUCCCAAAAUACAAGCAUGUAAGCGAGCAGUUCCCUGGUAACUUUCGUUGCAAACAUCACUCUAUUUAUUUCAGUUUACUUCGCUUUAGCAUGGAACGACAGUAGCGAUGUCUAGCAAGUCGUUAGUUUUGUUAUCCCCCCCCCCCCCCCACCCCAUCCCCAAAAGGGAAGGAGCAAAGAAACCAAUGAAUGGUUAGUAGUGGAAGGAAGAUGAAUGAAAAGUAUUUACUAUGUUAGAAUUAGAUCGAAAGGGCAGCAGCAGUAUGGAUAGAAGUUUGAUAGAGAGAUCUGUUUUUCUCACUCACACCUUUACGGUGUAGAGGAUGGUCUUGUACUAAGACUGUAUCUUGUAUAUAUGUGUAAUGCACUAUCGAUACGCCUAAAGCAUUCUGUCCUUGAACGUACGAAGUGAACUCACACUCUCCCAAGCACAUAAUGUUUUAGUGUGUGUGUUCCGCUUUCUCCUACUUAGAAGCAAAAAGAAAAAAAAACGGUCUACAAGACAUUUAAACUGCGUGUGGUGUAAGUGUCAAUUACCAUUUAGAGAGUAACGCAGCGAAGCAGCAGCAUUGAAAUGAGGGAACAGUUUUCCCCUUUUUAGAAGGAGAAGGAGAAGCGGAGGGCUGGAGAAGGGUAGUUUGAGAGCUGCUAAAGAGAAACCAAAUAAUCAAAGAAGAAGAUAAUAUAUAUAUAAAAACAAAACAAAACCUUGUGUAGUGGUGUAGUGUUGUGUAGUGUAUAGCGUGUUUUAGGAUUAUGUGCGGUGGGGCACACAAAGGACAAAACCAGAACUCUAUGUGUGUGUGUGUGUGUGAGUGCAGGGGAUCACAGACAAAACACUAACGUUUCUAUGUGCAAUAAUGCAACCUUAAUGGCAUAUAAAAAAACACACACAGAGAGAAAGUCUGUUCGCUGCUCUCGAGUGACACAGAAAGAGCUCAGUACAACAGUAUCAACAAACUGUUAUACUGAGCGGUUCAGUAGUGUAGUACUAGUGAAGUAGUGAUAGCAUAUGCGUGUAUGUAUGUGUAGACUAGAGGCCAGCACCACCAUCACCCACACCUCUCUCUCCCCCGGGGUUGAAAAGCAGAAAAUGGUGGUGAAAAGCAGCAGGUUCUCCUAAAAACGGGUUCUCGAUGGGUUUUAAGCUGCGCACCGCAGGCGCAAGAAGGGGCGCAGUGCAUAAUACGCCUAGACUGAUGUAGGAUGAUCGAUAGCAAGCGGUAUGGCGAGUGCUUUCCCAGUUUCAACUACUACUUCAAACAAGGCUACUUAAACGCCGGAGGCGGUUUUGGGGGGAUUUGAAUUUUGUGCCCUUACAAAGCACUCCGCCCGCCCGCCAGCCACCAACACACACACACACACACACGCAACGUGUCUUUGGAUCCCAUUUUGUCUUUUUGAUUAAGUUUAGAGUAUAGUAAAGCGAUGAUACACUACAAGAGAGUAUAAUAAGAAAAGCUACGUUUAGGUAAGCUUUUUACCGUAUGGGAUAAGAGAUUUUUCGACUUUUACAAACUUUAUGCCUCCCUUCUUCAUGUGUGUCUGUGCUCGUCCUUAAGAGCGAACACAAUUACACAAUUCUAGUAUUUUUUCCAUAUGGUAUGGUGUAGAUAAAACUGAUGGAAGAAGGAGAGAGAGAGAGUACGAGGAUAAAAAGCAGCAAACAAAUCAAACCUCAACUGCCUUUUCUGAAAAAAAAAACGUAUUUAUCCACAAUCCCAUUUUUUGCCGCACAGUGCGUUUGUGCGUAUUGUGAGUAUUGGGAUGGACUGUGUUUCUACGUCCUCUACGUAUUUUCCUUUUUCUUCUCCCCCCCCUCCCCCACCACACUGUUCGUGUUUUUGUGCAAUGAGUGCAAUGAGAAAGGAAAGGAACUGUGUAAGAACCCAUCUAGGGUGAAGUAGUAGAAGAUACAGUGUGCAGAAUAUAGUAGAGAUAAGGGUUUAGCUUUUAAUUGUUUUAUCACUACCACCACUGUACACAUUAAUCCCCCCGCGCCCCCCUCCCGAAACUAUCUUUUCCCUUUUUUUUCAAAAUGCAUCCACCUUCCCCCAGAAAAUAGACGGGAGGGACCCCCCCCCCCCCC
Anopheles coluzzii is the source of this 7688-nucleotide messenger RNA. It is a transcript of the gene RapGAP1, whose product is annotated as rap1 GTPase-activating protein 1. Gene Ontology annotation, biological process: regulation of small GTPase mediated signal transduction; activation of GTPase activity. Gene Ontology annotation, molecular function: GTPase activator activity. NCBI's taxonomy places the organism in Eukaryota, Metazoa, Arthropoda, Insecta, Diptera, Culicidae. The transcript is spliced from 7 exons. The record is from RefSeq and is a predicted model, not a curated record. The coding region runs from base 2228 to 5284 and encodes 1018 amino acids. Gene Ontology annotation, cellular component: cytoplasm.